Pseudomyrmex gracilis is the source of this 2744-nucleotide messenger RNA. RefSeq lists its product as uncharacterized. The record is from RefSeq and is a predicted model, not a curated record. Lineage: Eukaryota; Metazoa; Arthropoda; Insecta; Hymenoptera; Formicidae. The transcript has 4 exons. The annotation marks the transcript as partial.
AGAUUCACAAGAUAAAACACGGAAACAGUUUCAAUUGUUCUCGUAUUUGGGACACGGGAGAAGAGAGGGAAACAAAUAGAUAAAACGUUUUGCAGUUCAUAAAAUUAUUGAAAGCGUGUGUUUUGUUUAGUUUCAAAGUGGAUGAUUGACGCAGUGCUUUUAAGGCUCGAUUUCAUUUUUCUAACCUGCUUGAUAGUUUUGUGACUACACUUCAUAAAAGGUGAUAAUGAAUAGAAAAAGGCCAUUGAAAAGUAUAAGCUCCUAUUCUACUCGACAUCGUCGCAGACUUCGGCAAGAAGAGAUACAAUUGUUAUCGGAGGCAUUAGUAGAUGAUAUUGAUUCUUUCUCACAGAUCAGUUCAAAUGUAAGAGAAUACGAGUUGUUGCAAACCAACGAAAGCAACAAAAGCAAAUAUGACAAUAUCAAUCUUCAAGACAAUCAUUAUGAUGAUAAUGAUAAUGAUAAUAAGGAACAAGUACAAAAGGAUUGCGAAACGGAAAUUUUAUGGGAUGAAUAUGAAUAUAAAUAUCUCCACGCUCGUAGAUCUACCGAUUCUGAAUCUUCGGAACAAGAAGACGACAUUAAUGAUAAAGUAGCUAAUUUGCCACUAUUUCAAGAGAACCAAGAACAAGAGAAAAAUGAGCCAAUAAAAAAAUUCCUUACCGACUGGGCAAUUACAUAUCACAUCAAUCAUGAUGCGUUAUCACAAUUAUUAAGACGGUUACGACAGCAUGAGUGCGCUGAAGUUUCCAAUUUACCUGUAGAUUCACGGACACUUCUGCAAACACCAAAAAAAACCAUAUUACGAGAUGUUCCACCGGGAAUGUAUUACCAUUUUGGCUUAAGAAGUGGCAUAUUAAAAAUAUUAUCUUCGGUAACUGGUGACCUUCCAGAUUGCAUUAAUUUGCAACUUAGCGUCGACGGACUACCACUUUGGAAAUCAAUGCCAGAUCAGUUGUGGCCAAUUUUAGCAUCUGUAAUACCGUAUGGAAAUGUUUUCACUGUUGGAAUUUAUUGUGGAAAAGAAAAACCCGCCUGCGCUAAUAUUUUUUUUGAAGAUUUAGUAGAAGAAGCUAAAAUAUUAUGUUCAGACGGCAUUAUAUUGAAUGGUCGACAUUUCCCUUGCUAUAUACUUCAACUGAUAUGUGAUACACCAGCAAAGUCGUUUGCAUUAAGCAUAAUAUCACAUACGGGUUACAAAAGUUGCACAAAAUGGACAGUUGAAGGAGAUUACAUCGAAAAUCGAGUUUGUUUUCCAAAUUUUGGUGCACCGCGAAGAACAGAUGAAGAUUUUAAAAAUAAAAUUGAUGAAUCAUAUCAUAAAGGCAGAGGUAUUACAUGCAAUCUAUUGGAAAUACCAAAUUUUGGCCCAGUUACGAAUGUACCCGAAGAUUACAUGCAUCUAGUUUGCUUGGGAGUCGCUCGUAGAUCAUUAAAUUUGUGGUUAUGUGGGGACUUUAAGUAUCGUCUUCGACCUCUUAUACAGGAAAAAAUAUCAGCACGCUUAGAAAACGAGUUGUUACCAUGUCUUCCAAUUGAAUUUGGACGAAAACCAAAGUCGCUGAGAUAUGCUAGAAUGUGGAAAGCUACAGAAUAUCGCCAAUUCUUGUGCUACACNGGUCCUGUAGCUUUAAAAUCAAAGUUGCGACCUGAUUUAUAUAAUCAUUUUGUAUCUUUGCACGUGGCCGUAAGAAUAAUGUGCUGUGAAAAAUUACACUUUCUUUUGCCAUAUACACAACAGCUGCUAGAACAUUACGUUAUUUCUUUCGCAAAAUUGUACGGACGUCACAAUGUCUCGCACAAUGUCCACGGGCUUAUACAUCUUGUUGAGGACGUUGAAAAGUUUGGUUCUUUAGAUAAUUUUAGCACAUAUAAAUUUGAAAAUUAUAUGCAAACAUUUAAAAGACUUGUAAGAAAACCUAAUCAGCCCUUACAGCAAAUUGUACGACGAAUAGCUGAAAUGGAAAACAACACUAUUGUUAUUAAGGCUUUCAUGGAUAUUGAAUUUAAAGUUGAACUCAAAUCAGAACAUCAAGCUGGGCCUCUUAUUGCACGUUGUAGUGACCCUCAAUAUAAAAUUAUAAGACGUGGAAAUGUGACACUACAGGCAGGCAACAAUGCAAAUUGCUGCUGUGGUUUAAGUUGUGGAAAAAUCGUUCUUAUAGAAAACAUAGCAUAUUGUUUGCAACUAAAGAGUUUCGUAAUUAUAGGACGAGAAUUUNUUCAUAAAAAUGACGUGUAUAAGCAACCUUGCAAUUCUUCAUUAAUUGGAAUAUAUGCAGUACAUACGCUGUCGGAAUUACAAAUAUGGCCUUUACAAAAAUUUUCUGAUGGAUUGCAACUGAUACCAAGCAAUUGGUUAAAUGAGGACAUGUCAAUGGCUCGAUGGCCCACUUUGACAAAUGUACAGCGCUAUGAGAAGGCUAUUCGAAACAUGGAACCACCUGAGGAAUCAUGGACNAACAUUCCAGUAAUAAAAGUGAUGGCCAAGGAUUCAUCGUAUGAGAAAGCUAAGGCCAAGCUAAAAGAUGCAGAAUUAUUAACGGAUUUUGAUGAAAAUUCAGACGCAAGAGCAGAAAAGUUAAAGCGAUCUAGAAAAAAAAGAGCACGAGUGAGCACAAGCAGCUGCGACGAAGAGGAAUUUGAUGGAAUUGAAGUUCAAUUAGACCCUUUUCCCCAUCCUUNUCAAACCAUCAAUUCAAAGAAUACUUUCAUUAACACUUACAAAGCAAAGAAAGAAAAAG